UACGCGAGACAUGAAGUGACUUGCCAUUUAAGGUUAGGGACCGACCAAUUUCUUGCCAAGUUCGAGAGGAAAAUGUCCAGUUUUCUCAGUAUGUCAAGUAGAUCAAGCACGUGGAAACAAUAACCUUUGAAUAAACAAUACGAAGUUACAGCAGAAAUACGAUUUCUAAAUAAUAAUUUCUUACUAUAUUUAUAGAAAGUAAUACAUAAGACAGCCAACAUUCAGUCUUCAACUGGAAAAACCGACGGCAACGCAGUCAUGAAGGAUACAGAAGUGGACACAAAAAAUAUUAUAAAAAAUAGAGAAAUGCUCUAUAGAUUAAUGAUAAGUCAAUUGUUUUACGAUGGUCACCAAACAGUAGCUGUACAAUUGUCAAACUUGACUCAAGCAGAGCCUCCAUGUCCACCGUCAGAUCGCUUGUUACAUCUUAUGUUAAUUGGAAUGGCAAAUGAACCAGAUAGAUCAAAGAAAGAUAGCAAUCAUGUGUCAUCAUUUACACCAGUUGAGAAUACAUUAGGACCUGGAUUAGAUUUAGAAUUUGAAUGUGAAGCCACUACUCAAGCACCAGAACCAGCACAAUAUGAAACGGCAUAUGUCACUUCACAUAAAGGAAAUUGUAGAGCAGGUGCAUUUUCUGCUGAUGGACAGCUUAUAGCCACUGGUUCAGUUGAUGCUUCUAUUAAAAUUUUGGAUGUUGAUAGAAUGUUGGCUAAAUCAGCUCCUGAAGAGGUAACGCCAGGGGAUCAAACUGGAGGUCAUCCUGUAAUUAGAACAUUAUAUGACCACUUGGAAGAAGUCACAUGUUUGGAAUUUCAUCCCAGAGAACCUAUUUUAGUUUCUGGGAGUAGAGAUUUUUCAGUGAAACUCUUUGAUUACAGUAAAGCUAGUGUUAAAAAAGCUUUUCGUACAAUCACAGAUUCAGACCAAAUCAGAUGCUUGUCUUUUCAUCCAACUGGUGAUUACCUUGUUGUUGGGACAAAUCAUCCAGUGAUACGUUUGUAUGAUGUUAACACUGCACAAUGUUAUGUAUGCAGUAUUCCUAAUCACCAGCAUACAGGUGGUAUCACAAGCAUAAAAUAUUCUCCUGAUGCAAAAACUUAUGCAUCGGCAAGUAAAGAUGGUAGUAUCAAACUAUGGGAUGGAGUUUCCAAUAGGUGCAUAAACACAUUUGUGAAAGCACAUGAUGGAUAUCAAGUAUGCUCAGUAGCUUUUACAAGAAAUGGAAAGUAUUUAUUGUCUUCUGGCAAAGAUUCUUUAAUUAAACUCUGGGAAUUAUCAACAAGCAGGUGUUUGAUUGCCUAUACUGGUGCAGGAACUACAGGUAAACAAGAGCAUAAAGCCCAAGCUAUAUUCAAUCAUACAGAAGAUUAUGUAAUGUUUCCUGAUGAAGCUACUACAUCUUUAUGUGCCUGGAACUCUCGAAAUGCUUCAAGGAAACAGUUACUAUCACUUGGACACAAUGGUCCAGUACGUAUGAUUGUACACUCGCCAGUUGCACCAGCAUUUUUGACCUGCAGUGAUGACUUUAGAGCAAGAUUUUGGUGUAGGCGUAUGCCAACACAUUGAACAUAUAAUACAGUACGGAUUGAAUAGAAUAUUUAAAAAGAAUAAUUUUAAGACAAUUUUUCAUUAAUUUAUUGGUCUUAGUUGUAAUAACUAUCUUUUAAUUAAAUUAUUAAGCAUCUCAUGAUAUGGUAUUAAAAAUUUUCUACAAUCAAUUGAAUACUAUGGACUACAUUUAAUUUUCAAUUGAGAAUCAAGUCAAAUGGACUAAUUGAACUAUCAAGUCAGUCAUUAAAUAUUAGUGUAUAUAUUUCUUUUACCAAUUAUCAACCAUAAUUUUAUUAAAUUUUUUAAAUAUUUAAUUAUCUACUUAACUUUUGCAUAAAAGAUUUUUACUACACAUGAAUAUUUAUACUACGUGUGAUGUAUAUGAAUAAACACUUCGAGUUAUGUCUACAAAGAUGUUUAUAAUUAAAAUUUUAUAUGAAACAAGGAGUACAUUAUACUUGCAACAUUGAAGAUUAGAUAUUGAAUUGUAAGACCUAUAUUUUCAAUAUUGAUUAAAAAAUGAAUGAAACUGAAAAUCUCCAACACUGUAUGUGUAUA
Messenger RNA from Phymastichus coffea, 2109 nucleotides. RefSeq names its product cleavage stimulation factor subunit 1 (gene CstF50). Gene Ontology annotation, molecular function: protein binding; RNA binding. Gene Ontology annotation, cellular component: mRNA cleavage stimulating factor complex. The transcript is spliced from 4 exons. The coding region runs from base 259 to 1566 and encodes 435 amino acids. Lineage: Eukaryota; Metazoa; Arthropoda; Insecta; Hymenoptera; Eulophidae. The record is from RefSeq and is a predicted model, not a curated record. Gene Ontology annotation, biological process: mRNA 3'-end processing.